AAAUAUAAUAGUAUUACUAUUAUAAUAAAGCUUCCUGUUAAACACCACCGAAAGCUGAAAUAAUAGGCGGCUUUAUUUUGUGUGUACUUACGACAAAUAAAGAUUACUGAUGUUUUUUUUUCUAAAAAAAUUACCGCUUUGGUUGCGCAUUACAACAAUUUUUUUUAAAUUACUUUGGAAAAACACAGACAUUCAGUUUAGUAUUAGUGGUCAUAUUAAUUGGUACUUAGAGGUUUUUUUGUAAAAUUAUUUUAAAGUUUUAUCUAUUAAACGAGUUUAUAAUAUCUUACUGGUAAAACAAUAUUAGAAGCACCUUGGCCUUGAUUUGGAUAUUGGUUUUAAUAUCUGGAGCAUUUUAGUAUGUUGAAUUCAAAACCAGUUUUUUUCAAGGUUAUAUGUAAAGAUGUUAACUCUGGCUUUUCUUUUUCUUUUCUUGAAAGAGUCUAAGCAAAAAGAACCAAUAUUUGAAAAAGCUCCUGAAGUUUAUAUUUUAAAUGUAAAUGAAACUGUACUGCUGCCUUGCAGUGUCACUAAUCAAUAUGCUGAUUAUAAACGUAAAGUGUUAUUUCAUUGGAUGAAACAUAAACCAGAUGGAUCUGUUGUUUGGAAUUGGCCAAGGUAUCGCAUCAAACCAAAUAAGGGUUUAAGAAUCCGCCAGCUACAGAAACAUGAUGAAGGUGUUUACUUUUGCAAUGCAGAAAGUAAAGUGGGUGGUUUCAAAAGUAUAAAGCGUGUUUUAAUAGUUACUGGUAAUAUUAGCAAAGAAUUUCCUCAAGAAAUUGAAAUGCCAACUCAAGUUGGCUUUGUGCCACUUUCUUCCCCUAAAAAUCUCCUUGAAGUAACCUCAUCUUUAAUAAAAAAAAAAUUUAAAGCAGGAUCUCAAGCCAAAUUAAAAUGUGCAGUAAGAGGAUAUCCAUUGCCAAAUAUUCAGUGGUUUCAAAAUGGAACCAAAAUUGAAUCUUCAGAGCAAUACAUUACACACAGAAGUUCACUGAUUAUUUUUAAUCUUACACAAUAUAACAAUGGUAACUAUACAUGCUUUGCAACCAAUAAACAUGGCAUGGUUCACAUGAGCAUUAAUGUUGAGGUUACUUUGCCAAAAAUAUACACAUUUGCCUCAGAAAUAAUUGAUACUAUUUAUGUUAAAUCAGGUGAAAAUGUCACUUUAGAAUGUUCUGUUCCGGAAAAUGAGGUGAGUUAUUUGCUAUGGCACUCACAUAAAAAAAAAGGAAAUCCAUUUGGUUCUCGUCAAAAAGAUAUUAAAAGGUUGAUUCACCACCAGACUGAGGUCCAUAAUAAUACUCGUUUUGAGAAGAUUUGGUUAGUAAAUGUAACCCAUGAUGCUGAUGAAGGAAUUUAUAAAUGUUUAGCUUUAUUUAAAGAAAGUCAAACACCUACUGAAAUUAAAGUUGUUCAUAUCGUAAUAUCUUCAUAUGGUAAAGCUGUCGUUAAACAAGUUGCUACUCCAUGGAUCAACUCAAAUUUAAAAUUAUAUCUUUUGGUCAUUUUACCUGUUGCAUGUUUGCUUCUUUUCAUUAUUUUCAUUUAUAUAUGUAUACGUCGACAUAGACUAAAUAAAGAUAUUGAAUGUAACAAUGAUGAUGUUAUAAAAUCAUCAGACACUUCACUUGGUCAAUUGAUUCCUUGUCAAAAAGGAUCUAGUGCAAAAAAUCCUGAUAAAUCAGUAUUAGCUUCGCUGUAUUGCCCCACGUCUUGUCCAACUGAUUCUAUAAAAAUACACUAUGACAAAAUAGACACAUCUUCACAAGGUUGUUUGACUCAAUAUCCUACUGGAUCUAUUAGAGUGCACAAUAACAAGACUGAUUUAAUUUCUCACCAUUAUUCAGGUCCUUCUCCGACUGGAUACACUAACCAUGAUAAAAAUGAUUUAUUAAUUGAUAAGAUUAAAUAUCCCAACACAUGCAAAAUCGUAUUUGAACCUCCGAAGGUUAACUCAACUGUUUCGGUUUUAAAAAAUAGUUACUACUCAUCUUCACAAAUUUCAAAUCAUAUUUCUAGGUAUCCAGAAAAAUCAGAUUCUGACAUUGCUUUGAAUCUAGCGAAGUUUGUUGGUGAUAUCUUUAAUGUUUCGCCACUGUCGCGGAAUCUCUGCGGGAAUAUUGAAGACAAUAAAUUUAGUAAUCGCAGUGCUAUAAAAUUUCCUUUAGAAGAACAUUUUUCAUGUGAUGCAAAUUUUGCAGGUUUUGACGAAAAACCUGGAGGAAUAUAUAAACAAUUUAGUAAAGACUUUAAACAUAGAGAUAUCAAAAGUAAUAAUAUUUCUUUGACAGAUGAGUCAACCAAACACUCACAAAAUGUUUUCUCAGACGUUUCUACUGGAGGAAAUAUUUCAAGUAUGGAUUUGCAAGUAAUCCAUAAAAAAAACGACUGUCUGCUUGACAGAGAGAUAAGGAACUGGGAAAUACUUAUUAAAAAUCGCUCACCUUAUGUUUCAGAUACGUUUUCAUAGCUUUUUAAUAUUUUUUUAUUAAAUUAUUUUGUUCAAUCGUUUUCUUAAAAAAAGUUCUCUCUAAAAAAAAAAUUUGGAAUAACUAAAAUUUAAAGUUCUCAAUGUGAAGCUUUUUCCCUUAUCAUUGAGAAUAAUAGAUGUAUACUUUUUUUCGAAAUCGCACUUAUGUUAUUUUAUACGUUUUCAUUUUCUAUAAAAAUCUGUAAAUAUUAGAAUUUUGUUAACAAGAAGUUUUAUUUUAUUAGGAAGAUAUAUUUUCGUUUAAGAAAAGAUAUACUUUAAUA
Messenger RNA from Hydra vulgaris (swiftwater hydra), 2754 nucleotides. RefSeq lists its product as uncharacterized. Gene Ontology annotation, cellular component: neuron projection. The record is from RefSeq and is a predicted model, not a curated record. NCBI's taxonomy places the organism in Eukaryota, Metazoa, Cnidaria, Hydrozoa, Anthoathecata, Hydridae.